GAUUCGUGGUGUAAGAAAUAUAGGAGCAAAUGGGAGAAACGACAACAUGUGGGCAUGAACAAGACACGACGACACACAGACUAAUCCAAUCUUCUCAUCUUCCGAUCGUUAUGUUAUCCAUGGAGGACGUCCCAUUGCUUCUCUAGUUCUCUUCAUAUCCUAAACCCUCUUCAACUCUCCGCCACCGGAAAAUGCAAUUCUCCGGCGCAAUAGGAUCGCCAUAUUCCUCCGUCUCUCGUAUAGCUUUUCUCUCUCACUUACUCGCCACCGAUGUUUCUGCUUCGAAAACACCACCGCUAACUUGGAACUAUUCCACCACUAAUUUCUUCAUUUGUCGAAGCUCUUUAACCCCCAAAAAAACCUCACCUUCGAUUUCAGCCCCCAAGGUUUCCACCUCCGACGACACCUCGAAAACUCAGCUCCUGGAUCUUAUUGACGAAGACGACGACGUCGUUCGCCAAGCUCGGAGAUCUGCUGAUUGGAAAGCAGCAAGAGCUCAUUAUGAGAACGGAAUUGUAUAUCAAGGCAGAAUUGAGGGAUCCAAUGGAGGUGGUUUGCUAAUUCGAUUUUAUUCUCUUGUUGGAUUUCUUCCAUAUCCACAAUUAAGCCCAUCUCACUAUUGUAAAGAACCAGAAAAGUCCAUCCAAGAGAUUGCAAAAACACUAACGGCAAGAGUUGGAUCGGUUGAAGACUAUGGUGCCUUUGCUCACUUGCGAUUUCCAGAUGGUUGUUAUCAUCUUACUGGACUUGUACAUGUUUCGGAGGUGUCGUGGGAUUUGGUUCAGGAUGUGAGAGAUAUCUUGAAUGAGGGCGAUUUAGUCAAGGUCAAAGUAAUUGGUGUCGAUAGGAAUAAAUCAAGAAUUACAUUGUCAAUAAAGCAACUAGAGGAAGAUCCACUGCUAGAAACUUUGGAGAAAGUCAUCCCUCAGGAUGAUUCAGGUGGUUCUACUUCGGAAGACUAUGUCAUCGACCCACUUCCAGGUCUCGAAACAAUUGUCGAAGAACUAAAACGAGAAGAAGGCAUAAUCGACAUAAAAAUAACUCGUCAAGGAUUCGAGAAACGAGUUGUAUCACAGGAUCUCCAACUUUGGCUAUCAAAUGCACCCCCUAAUGGAAAUCAGUUCACACUCCUUGCUCGAGCAGGAAGACAAGUACAGGAAAUACAACUCGUAACUUCACUCAAUCAAGAUGGGAUCAAAUUUGCAUUACAGAGAGUUUUGGAGCGAGUUCCAUGAUUUCUUCAAAUUUCGUAAUAUACGUAAAGAGUUAUUACAGAGAUCCAGAUCCUACUUAUUGUACAGAAAUCACAUUAAACCUGCAACUAUCGUCGUUUUUUACUGAUGUAUGCUGUUCGUGUU
Lactuca virosa is the source of this 1358-nucleotide messenger RNA. Lineage: Eukaryota; Viridiplantae; Streptophyta; Magnoliopsida; Asterales; Asteraceae. The record is from the annotation of a GenBank genome assembly.